Molecule: messenger RNA, 746 nt
Organism: Stegodyphus dumicola
Lineage: Eukaryota; Metazoa; Arthropoda; Arachnida; Araneae; Eresidae
Biological process (GO): aerobic respiration; mitochondrial respiratory chain complex I assembly; electron transport coupled proton transport
Cellular component (GO): respiratory chain complex I
Molecular function (GO): NADH dehydrogenase (ubiquinone) activity; 4 iron, 4 sulfur cluster binding; quinone binding
Source: RefSeq, a predicted model, not a curated record
UGUAAAAUUGCCAAUAUGGCGGCUACCAUUUUGGCAAAAGGAAGGUUCGGGCAGAGUAUAGUCUCAAAAGUUUUCGUGCAGAAUAGUGCAAGAGCACAAAGUACUGUCCCUCAGACGCAAGAGAAUGUUCCAGUUAAAAGAAAGCCAUAUUCUCCUUUCCAAAAUACUACUGGUAAAUUUGAGUAUGCAAUGGCUCGUGUUGAUGAUCUUCUCAACUGGGCAAGAAAGAACUCACUGUGGCCAAUGACUUUUGGACUUGCUUGUUGUGCUGUAGAAAUGAUGCAUAUGGCAGCCCCACGUUAUGAUAUGGACAGAUUUGGUGUAGUUUUUAGAGCCAGUCCAAGACAGUCCGAUGUGAUUAUUGUUGCUGGAACGCUUACAAACAAAAUGGCUCCUGCGUUAAGAAAGAUUUAUGAUCAGAUGUCUGAACCUAGGUGGGUUAUUUCUAUGGGAAGCUGUGCUAAUGGAGGAGGAUAUUAUCACUAUUCAUAUUCUGUGGUUAGAGGCUGUGAUCGUAUAAUACCAGUGGACAUAUAUGUACCAGGGUGUCCACCUACUGCAGAAGCUUUACUGUAUGGUGUGCUUCAGUUGCAAAAGAAGAUAAAGAGAAUGAAUAGUGUUCAGAUGUGGUAUAGAAAAUAAACACAUAACUGGAAAUUGUAGGUUUAGAAAUUUGUACAUACAGUCAAUGACAAUGUUUUUCAUUGUAGUUGAUACAAGAAAUAAAUUUAAUUUCAAAAACACUG